This is a messenger RNA of Prorocentrum cordatum, 1067 nucleotides long. The record is from the annotation of a GenBank genome assembly. Lineage: Eukaryota; Dinophyceae; Prorocentrales; Prorocentraceae.
UCCUCGUGGCCCCAGGGCCCCCCCGGCCCGGUCCCCCGUCAUGCGUCUAUUCCCGCCGCAAUCCUUGGAGAUUUGGUCCCUCUCACAUGACCUCAGGCUGCCUUGGCCUGUCAGGUGGCAGUAGAUUAGAGCACUCGCUGAAGAGCCACAUGCCUCAGGUUUGAUUGCCACGCGAGCAGGUCAGGUCCCGACUUUCACAUGCACAUGGAGCCACCUGUUUGUUUCUUGCAGUCCUCGAUGUAAGCUUGACGGGACUUGCUUAGCGUCUCUGAGUCGGCGCCCACAGCAUAGUGUGCAAUGACGCUUACCAUGACGAUGCUGACGCAGAGAGCACCAAAGGCCAAAAUGAGCUCCUGCCUGCCCGACGAAAACGUGGAGUACGCGGUCACCACCAAGCGUGCCGCCAGCAGAAUGCCGCUGAGGCAAGCCAUGGGAAAGCUCCCCGCCUCGAUGGGGCCCUGGAGGUCGUCAUCCGCCACCCAGAAGUCCAGCAUCGACGCCACGGCGAAGUACCCCGUCAGGCCUACGGCGUCGCAGACGAAGAGCGCGUUGACAAGCUCGAGCUGCUCGCCUUUGAACCUGCCCAAGAGCGUUCCGAUGAUGGCCACGAGCAGGCCCACACCCGCAGCGAGCAUCGUAAGAAAGAAAAACAGCGUAAGCAGGGGCCAGCUUGGAAGCGCCUGGGAGCUUCGGAGGAGGCUUCCUGGAAGCCGCAAGGGCCUCCGAGAAGCCGCCUGCAUCCUCGGGAGCGCCCACGGCGCCGCCCCGCCCUCCCUGCAAGAGCCGCACCCCUCGCGGCGAUCGCGCCACCCCCGCGUGCGCGCCGCCAACUGAGCUCGUGCAUCGCGCCAAAGAAGGGCAAGAUCCACGAGAGGAGCGAGAAGCCACCGAGAAACGUCUUCGCAGUGCCGAGCAGAAGGCCUAUCGCCACCGAGGCCCAGAAAGCGACACGCUGCGCCAGGCUCUCGCGUCCCGCUCGGACAUGGCAGCCGCACUGCGCACCCCAGCGCGGCUCGGCCCCUGCCCUUUCGAGCCGCAGUGUGGCCUGAGCCCACAGGUCGCGAGCU